Messenger RNA from Lactuca virosa, 321 nucleotides. The record is from the annotation of a GenBank genome assembly. Lineage: Eukaryota; Viridiplantae; Streptophyta; Magnoliopsida; Asterales; Asteraceae.
AUGAAUAACUUUGUACCCCAACACCAACACUUCAUUCUCUUCUCCAUCACCUUCAUUUCCUCCUCCUUGGCAACUGGGACUCCAUACCCUCUCCUACGUCACUGGAGCAUCUCACUAGGUUGCAUCCUAUCACUAAUUGUCGGCGCUAACAAAGGGAUCGCUGAUGAGCUCCGUUUCUUCAAAUCAGUCGGCGCCUCCGCCAAAGACACCAUCUCCGACAUCGUUGGCGUCAUCGUUGCAGAUCUCGUUCUUUGUGUUUGUAACGUCUUGUGUUUCUACCUCGAUAGAUCCGUGAAACUAGGGCAAACACGAGGAAUUUAG